Molecule: messenger RNA, 3029 nt
Organism: Caretta caretta (loggerhead turtle)
Lineage: Eukaryota; Metazoa; Chordata; Testudines; Cheloniidae
Source: RefSeq, a predicted model, not a curated record
AUACGUAAAGGGACCUUCCUCCGCUCGCCAGCCAGUCACCCUGAGCCCCGGGCCCGGCGCCUGGCCACCCCGGGGGGAGCCCGGAUCAUGGGGGCCGCUCUGCGCACGGGCAGCCUGGGGGCAUAGCCCUCCCCCGCCCCGGGCAGCGCCGGCCGGAGCGGGAUAAAAACCAAGCACCUGGUCCAAGGUUCCCGAGCUGAGGAUUUAAAGCGAGGCAGCUGCAUCCAUGUUGAAGGAAGUCCGGACUGGAUUCCGAUCUGGGCGAUCCUCGUGCAAAUCCGGAGCGACCCCAAUGCAGUCAUGGCUGGGUUCUGAUCUCCGUGACCCUGGCUCUACGCAGGAUUAUCCCGAUUCUUCCCCCGCUGUGACCUCCCGGAUGGAGAGAGGGGAAGAGCCGAGCGUCCCGGAUCUCCAGGGCUCCGAGGAAAGGGAGAUCUCAGGAGCAGAGCGGACGUCGCCGGAGGACAAACCUCCCCAGGCCCCCAAGUGGCCGUGGGAGAACCUUUCCUGGACCCAAGCGGGCCGCCCGCCCCGCCUCGAGCCCCCCUCCUCCUCCGCCCGGCCCCCUGCCCCGCUGCCGCGCAAGGGCGAGCGGCCCUACAUCUGCAACGAGUGCGGGAAGAGCUUCACCCAGUGGUCCAAGCUGGUGCGGCACCAGCGCAUCCACACGGGCGAGCGCCCCAACACCUGCAGCGAGUGCGGGAAGAGCUUCACCCAGAGCUCCCACCUGGUCCAGCACCUCCGCACCCACACCGGCGAGAAGCCCUACCGCUGCUCCGAGUGCGGGAAGAGCUUCAGCUGGAGCUCCAACCUCAUCCAGCACCAACGCACCCACACCGGCGAGAAGCCCUACCGGUGCGGGGAGUGCGGCAAGGCCUUCAGCCAGAGCACCAACCUCAUCAAGCACCAGCGCUCCCACACCGGCGAGAAGCCCUACCGGUGCGGCGACUGCAAGAAGAGCUUCUACCGCAGCUCCGACCUCAUCCAGCACCAGAUCACCCACACCGGCGAGCGGCCCUUCAAGUGCGCCCAGUGCGGCAAGGGCUUCACCCAGAGCGCCAACCUGGUCAAGCACCAGAAGAUCCACGCCGGGGAGAAGCCCUUCCGGUGCACCGAGUGCGGGAAGACCUUCAUCCAGAGCUCCGAGCUCAUCCAGCACCAGCGUACCCACACCGGCGAGAAGCCCUACGAAUGCCUGCAGUGCGGGAAGAGCUUCGGGCACAGUGCCACGCUGGUCAAGCACCAGCGGCUCCACAUGGGGGUGGAGCCUUACAAGUGCCCCACCUGCCACAAGACCUUCGGGCUCAGCUCGGCCCUGGCCCGCCACCAACGUUGCCACACCGAGGAGCGGCCCUACGCCUGCCCCGAGUGCGGGCAAAGCUUUAGCCUCAGCUCCAACCUCACCCUGCACAUGCGGAUCCACCGGGGCGAGAAGCCCUACCGGUGCGGGGAGUGCGGGAAGAGCUUCGGCAUGAGCUCCACCCUGAUCCGGCACCAGCGGAUCCACACCGGCGAGAAGCCCUACCAGUGCGCCGAGUGCGGGAAGAGCUUCGUCCGCAGCUCCCACCUCAUCCAGCACCGCCGCACCCACACCGGCGAGAAGCCCUACCGCUGCGGGGAGUGCGGCAAGGCCUUCAGCCAGAGCUCCAACCUCAUCACCCACGAGCGCAUCCACAUGGAGGAGCGGCCCCACGUGUGCCACGAAUGUGGCCAGCGCUUUGCCGAGGAGGAGGGGCUGCGGCGGCACCAGGAGGAAGGGCAUGGCGGCGGGGCGGGGGGCGGGGGGCUCGGGGAGAGCCGGGAGACUUGCAUCUGCGACGAUUGCGGGGAAAGCUUUGGAGAUAGCUCCGCGCUGGCCAAGCACCGGGAGAUCCAUGCCCCUUGCAUCUGCGACGAUUGCGGGGAAAGCUUUGGAGAUAGCUCCGCGCUGGCCAAGCACCGGGAGCUCCAUGCCCCUUGCAUCUGCGACGAUUGCGGGGAAAGCUUUGGAGAUAGCUCCGCGCUGGCCAAGCACCGGGAGCUCCAUGCCCCUUGCAUCUGCCCGGAAUGUGGGCAGAGCUGUAAGGACAGCGCGGCCCUGACCCGGCACCAGAUCACCCACAUGCGUGAAAAGCUUUACAAGUGCCCCGACUGCGGGCAGAGCUUUGGCGACAUCUCCGCCCUCACCCAGCACCAGAGGAACCAUAUCAGGGAAAAGCUGAGAUGCCCGGACUGCGGGCAGGGGCUCGGGGCGAGCUCGGCUCCGGGGGCCCACCAGAGGGGCUGCGCCCCGGCCAAGCCCUUCCACGACUGCUCGGCUGCCGGUGCCCACGAAGGAAGCCGCGCCGAAGGGGAGCCCGUCCGUGACAGCUCGGAGCUUGGGGUCCACGAAAAAGGCCACCCCGUGGCGGAACCGUCCCACGUGGCUCUGGGCGUCCGUGGAAGAGGCCGGCCGGCGGCAGAUCCCUUCCCCGACGGCUCAGCCAGCGGCGGCCGCCCCGGCUCGGGCGAAAUGGCCAGCCUCAUCCGGCGCCCGGCCACCGAACCCUACAAGUGCCACGACUGCGGCCAGAGCUUUGCCGAGGGCGUGGGCCUCUCCCGCCACCUGGCCUCCCACCCCAAGCCCUUCCGGUGCCCGGAGUGUGGGCGCGGCUUCCCGGACCCGACAGCCUUGGCCCAGCACCGGGAGGCCCACGCUGGAGGGGAGCCGGCUGGGCCCGGGGAGAAGAGCCGCAAGAGCUGUGCCGAGAUCUCCGCCGUCCUCUUGCGCCAGGGAAACCACGUGGCCGGGCGCGGCCUGAGGAGCCACGCGGCAGACAACCCCCUUCCUCCCGGCGGCUCGGCUCCGGCUCGGCCACGGCUCCAGCCCUCGGGCCGCGGCCUGGCUGUGGCCAGCCGCCGGGGCGGGGGGAUGUCUCUGGCGCGGCCGGAAUGUGGCAAAGGCUCCCAGGGGGGUUCUGUGCUCCUACAGCACCUCCAGAACCACGUGGGGGACAGGGUGUGAGGCCCCCGGGGGCACCUGGCCAGUUCAUAGCUAGAACCUGGGCUUG